Molecule: messenger RNA, 433 nt
Organism: Chironomus riparius
Lineage: Eukaryota; Metazoa; Arthropoda; Insecta; Diptera; Chironomidae
Source: the annotation of a GenBank genome assembly
AAACUGGAUGUUCUUAAAAUCUGAAGUUCCAGUGUGCUCACUAAUACAUUCAAAGAAAAAAGUAAACAAAAUAAAAAUCAAAAUUUUUCAAAAUCCAAAAUUUAUUUCAUUAACAAUGUCUAUCGCAUCAAGAGACCACGCAAAGCAACUAUUCAAUGAAUCAAAGAGAAGACUGGCUGAUAGAGUUGGCGUUAAUGUCAAUAAUACAGCUAGUAUUGCUCGACAAAUUGUUAGAGGCUCAAAAUCAAGUGACAUACUAAUGCAAUCAGCCAAGCAUUUAGCACAGCAAGAGACAGCCUUAGAGAAUAGCGCAUCAAACUUGAUUAAAAUUCAACUGAUCCAACAACAAUUAGGAUAUCAGCAUGCUGCAAUCCGUGAAGGCUGUCAUAUAUUAGGAAAUGUUCGAGAGGCUGUUUCGAGUAUGGAAAGAUGA